Messenger RNA from Mesocricetus auratus (golden hamster), 6909 nucleotides. It is a transcript of the gene Taf4b, whose product is annotated as TATA-box binding protein associated factor 4b. Gene Ontology annotation, biological process: DNA-templated transcription; transcription initiation at RNA polymerase II promoter. Gene Ontology annotation, cellular component: transcription factor TFIID complex. The record is from RefSeq and is a predicted model, not a curated record. NCBI's taxonomy places the organism in Eukaryota, Metazoa, Chordata, Mammalia, Rodentia, Cricetidae. Gene Ontology annotation, molecular function: DNA binding; protein heterodimerization activity; RNA polymerase II general transcription initiation factor activity. The transcript is spliced from 15 exons. Bases 395 to 2941 code for a protein of 848 amino acids.
CGUGGCUAUAUAAACAUGGCUGGCCGAGGCGCACCGCGGGCGGUGCGGAGCGCGCGUGUGGGCGCCGCCGGACGCUGCGGGUCUGUGGGGUUUUGAAAUUUCUGGCGGGGAAGCGUCCAGCGCCAGCUCCCCGGGUGGGAACCGAAGUGACGCCCCGAAGGAGCUGCCGGUCCGGGCGUUUCUGCGGCGGGGACCGGGAGCGGGCUGAGGCGCGCACGUGCGGGCGCCGCUGAGGGAGUGCCCGGUGGUGUCGCCGCCGGCCGGGCCCGGAGCGCGCGUGUGCCCCGCGAUGCUGCGGUGCCCGGACUGCGCCCGACUCGGUUGUCGCCUGCCCCGGCUCGCCUCGCCUCAGCUCCGGGAAGGGCAGCGCCGCUGCCGCUGAGUCCCCGAGGGGAUGCCGGCGGGCCUCACGGAGCCGGCCGGCGCCGCCGCUCCGGUGGUCGCGAGCGCCUCGGGGGCGGUGACCGUGGCCCCCGCCGCCGCCGCCGCGCUGCCCGUGCGGGUGGAGGGCACCCCGGUGGCCCUGGGCCCCGUGACUAAGCCUCCUGUCAGCGUCUGCGUCGAGUCCGCGGCGCCCCAGCCCCUGCCAUCCCCGGUGGGGACCCUAGUGACCAAAGUGGUUCCUGUCACUGCUCUUCCUAAACUCGGCGGCUCCAGGCUGCCCGCUCCUCAGAUCGUCACCGUGAAGACUCCGGGCGCCACCACCAUCCAGCUGCCCGCUAAUUUGCAGCUGCCUCCAGGAACAGUUUUGAUCAAAAGUAACAGUGGUCAGUUGAUGCUGGUAUCUCCUCAGCAAGCUGUGACAGGAGCCAAGACCACAAGUAACAUAACUCCAAGGCCAGCAGUACCAGCAAACACUCAAACAGUCAAGAUCUCUACAGUGCCGAAUUCUAGCUCGCAAUUAACGAAGAAAGUAGCCGUUGCUCCUGUUAAUAAUUUGACACAGAUAGGAACUACUUUGACAACCACUGCCUCCAGUGUUUCUUCAGGACAAGUAAGUGGGUCUGUGGCUGUACCUCCUGUCAAGCCAGUGAAUACUGUAGCCAUCCUGAAGCCAUCAAGUUUGGGAGCAUUAUCUACUCCCUCAAAUGACUCCAAUCUCAAAGCAGAGACCUCAGUAGCUGCUCAGACUAGUUUUUCUCCGACAGUCCUGGAAAAUGUGAAAAAAUGCAAAAACUUCCUUUCAAUGUUAAUAAAACUAGCAUGUAGUGGAUCACAGUCCCCAGAAAUGGGACAGAAUGUGAAGAAGCUGGUGGAGCAACUUUUGGAUGCAGAAAUUGAAGCAGAAGAAUUUACUAGGAAACUGUAUAUUGAACUCAAGUCUGCACCUCAGCCACACCUUGUACCUUUUCUUAAGAAGAGUGUGGUUGCCUUAAGACAGCUUCUCCCUAACUCCCAGAGCUUCAUUGAGAACUGUGUUAAGGAAAUCUCUGGUGAAGUGGUCAUUGCCUCUUGUACCACGACAGCAACAACUUCUGUGGUUACAAGUACUGUUUCCCCAGCCCUUGUCUCUGGAGCAACAGCACCCAGAACUCUGUCUGUUCAGACUCUGAAUCCACUUCCUGGUCCAGGAGGAACAAACACUGGAGUUGUCACACUGCAUUCUGUGACCCCAGCUGCUGCAACAGGAGGUACAACACCUGCAACUGUUUUGCUCCAGACUUCAAAACCUCUUACAACAUCAGUACCAAAUACAGUGACAGCAGUAUCCAUUCAUCCUGAGAAGCCAGUUGUUUCUGGGGCAGCAGUUACACUGGCCCUUCCACCAGUAACUUUUGGAGAAACUUCAGCUGCAUCUGUUCGUCUUCCGUCUGUGAAGCCCGCCAUUACCUCUGCUGGGACCAAACCUGAUAAACCCAUCGUUGGCACUCCAGUCCAGAUCAAACUUGCACAGCCAAGCCCCCUCCUUGCACAGUCACCUGGCGUUCCACAGGCCGUCCAAGUCAAGCAACUCGUAGUCCAACAGCCUUCAGUAGGCAAUGCAAAUCAAGUGACCACCAUUUCCCAUUCCUCAUCAUUGACCACUCAGAAAUGUGGGCCGAAGAUGCCAGUGAAUACUGUAGUGCCUGCUACUUCCAUCAUAAAGCAAAUUACUCUGCCUGGAAAUAAAUUUCUCUCGCUUCAAGCUCAAACAUCUUCUAUUCAGAACAAUAAAAUAAAAGAGAAUGGAGCACCAUGCUUCAGAAGUGAAGAUGACAUCAAUGAUGUGACUUGCAUGGCAGAGGUCAACCUUGAUGAAGAAAACGCCCGCAUCUUAGCAACACAUUCUGAAUUUGUUGGCACACUCAUUCAGUCAUGUAAAGAAGAACCAUUUCUUUUCAUUGGAGCUCUACAAAAGAGAAUUUUAGACAUUGGUAAAAAGCAUGACAUUACAGAACUUAACUCUGAUGCUGUGAACUUGAUCUCCCAUGCAACACAGGAGAGAUUACGAGGCCUUCUAGAGAAACUGACUACAAUUGCUCAGCAUCGAAUGACUGUUUACAAGGGAAGUGAAAAUUACAUCUUGUCUACCGACACCAGAUCACAGCUCAAAUUUCUUGAAAAGCUAGAUCAAUUGGAGAAACAGCGGAAGGAUCUAGAAGAAAGAGAGAUGUUACUAAGAGCAGCCAAGAGCCGUUCCAAUAAAGAAGAUCCAGAACAGCUGAGAUUAAAGCAGAAAGCCAAAGAGUUGCAGCAGUUGGAGCUGGCCCAGAUCCAAUACAGAGACGCUAAUCUCACAGCUCUUGCAGCUAUUGGACCACGGAAGAAGAGAUCACUAGAAUCAGGAAACGAGGGCUUCAAAGAUAACCCUUCUGCUUCUGGGACGUCCAGCCUAUCAGCCACCAAACCAUUACUUCGUCCAAAAAUCACAAGAAUCUGCCUCAGGGACUUGAUAUUCUGUAUGGAACAGGAAAGAGAAAUGAAGUAUUCUCGAACCCUAUACCUUGCCCUUUUGAAGUAAUCAUCCAUUCAUCCAUCCAUCCAUCCAUCCAUCCAUCCAUCCAUCCAUCCAUCCAUCCAGAUACUCACUGUUUACUGCCAAAGAAGAUAUAGAGAGCACUGUUGCCCUGUCCUGAAAUUUACUCUGGAAAAUAGUCACCAGUAUGGAAGACCUCUGUUUACACUGACAAACUUUUUGUUUAUUUGUUUGUUUUUACGCCUUGUCUGUAUGUCCUGUGGGUUCUUGCGAAUGAGAAUUCAGAUGCUUCCUGAAAGUCAGUACCAAGUAUACUUUAUAUAGAAGUAUCACCUUCCUACCUGCAUUUAAUUACAGCAGCUAGGGGCUCCCUCUUACCACCUCCGUCUUCUGUUUUUUCACACCAUAGCAAUAAGGUGCUCCCCUCUGGUACAGGCUGCAUCUAGAUGUAGGAGAAAGGAAGAGUCAGAAUGUAUCCUAUACUGAACCUGUCUCCUAGUGUUAGAUUUUAUGCCUGCAAUUAGAAGUUAAUUAGAUAACUGUGACAGUUACCUUCUGGAGUGGAAGUGUAACAAGCCACACAGUAGGGUCAGUUUCAACUUGUGUUAGUUGAGCUAGAAUUACAAAGAGAGUGGAGGGGACCAUUUGUGCCUGAGAUUGCUGACUCUCUGGCUCCCCACACUGCACUGCUUCUGAUACUUAGUAAGGGGAAUCCUUGUUAGCUAGGUUUUAAAACUUAAAUUGCUACUUAAUAUACCUCACUGAAAAAUGAAAAAAUUAGAAAGUACUGGAAGAAAUAUGAGGAGGUCUUACAUUCAAAUUGACAGGGGAAAAAUGAAAAAGGCAUUAUGAAACAAAUGUGUGUACUGUGUGCCCAAGGAGGGUGGCUGCACUUGGAAUGCCAAAACUGGUCCUUGUUUUGGUGAUGGGGGAAAAAAAUUAUUGGUCAACCAAAAAAGAAAACCUGGCAAACAUUUAGUUAUAGUAUUUUAAAAGAGGAUGGUUUGUUUUUGUAUUGUUUUAAUUUCUAAGAUGGAGCUCUUUCUUUUAUAAAGAAUCUCCCAUUUACUCUAUGUUUUAAGCAUCUACUGCUUUUCAAAACUUCUAACUGCUGGCAAAACAUUCUAGGACUCCCUUCGCAUUGUCUACUUAGAGGUGCUUUCAGUGCCUCACCCUUGGGGAUGUGGCUCUAAAUGUGAGCAACACAUUAUGCACCGCUCUCUGAAAGCUGAUAUUCAAAGCACUCCCCCAAUUUUUAAAAUCUACCUGUGUAGAUAGUAACUGAUAAAAAAUAAGAGUGGGCUUCAUUUGUGCUCUCCCCUUUAAAAAAAUAGUGGAAUUGAAAUCACAUAGCGAAAGAAUGCCACACCCUCCCAGAAAAUAAUUAAAGGAAAAUGCUAGAGAAAGGAUUCAGGAGAAACGCCUCUAGUAUAUCACUCUCCAUCCUGUUCUUCCCACGGGGUCUGUUAUGGCCGUAUUCUAUACCAUUGUAAGAAUUUAAUUAGCCACAGUUUUUGUUUUAGCAAGUUAUGUAAAAUGCCGUAAAUUAUGUAUAUGUUAAAGUAACUUAACAAGAAAUCUAUACCCAAAGUUGUUUUGUAUAUUUAAAUGCUUAGCUUUAUUUUUUGUAAAGUGCAGUGUGCUCCCACAUUUGUGUAAUCGUAUUGAUCAGAUGUUUAAAAUUAUUUCAAAUACACCAUUAAAAUAAUUAUUUUAUGAUUAAAAAAAGCAACAAAACACAAAACUUUGCUCAGUCACUGACUUUGCAGCAGUUUUCAUUAAUAGCUAGUCCCUGGAGGACUCAGAUCUGCCUGGCAGUGAGUCUCUUAUUUAUUUUGGACUGUGGGCAUUUGGUUCUGGAAUCUCACUUAAAUCUAAGUUGCUUUAUCACUUCCUUUGCAAUAAUUUGCCUGCUGUUUGACUCACAAAGAAAGCUAAACAUAGUUAUUAUGAAAGCUUUUCUUGGCUCAUUGAGUUUCUUACCAAGAUACUCUUUCAAAAUUUUUAAUAUAAAAUCUUUUUGUGAUAUGCACAUGUGUGGUGUGUGUAUGGGUGUCUUCCUCUCACCUCUCUUCUUAUAGUUGAAAACAAGGACUCACUGGGUCUGGAGCUCACUGUGGCCAGCAGCUGCCCUGGAUCUUCCUGUCUCCACCUCUGAGCUCUGGGCUUUCAGGAGCCUACCAGCAUGGCUUUUUACAUGGGUUCUGGGCAUCCACACUUGGACCUUAUGCUCACACAGCAGGCACUCCAGCCACAGAACCAAUUCCUGAGCCUUUAAUGUAAGUUUGGAAACCUGUGGUGCAAGGUGUAUAUUACACAAAUACAGAUGUGUGUACAAGAUAUUCUUCCACACAGUUGGCAAAAUAGAAGCUUUGGGGCAGAUUUGGAUUCCAGAUGUGUUGUCUUUAAUGUACAAUAUUAAUGAGAAUUGAAUUUUUUUUAUGUGAGUGCUACUGAUCCAACUCAGGUUGUCAGGUUGGUGUAGACACACUUUUACCCACUGAGUCGCCUCCCUGGCCUCAAUAGUCUUGUUUUUACAGAAGAAAUACUGAAACAUAUUUUUCUAUUUUGUGUGUGUGCAUUUAUGUUUAUAGGCAUGAACGUGGAGGUGAGAGGACCACCUGUAGGAAUUGUCUUCUUUAUUAUGUGGGACUGGAGAUCACUUCAGGUCAUCAGGCCUGGCAGCUAGUAUCCUUAGCCUGCUGAGCCAUUUCAGUGACCCAACAAGCACGUUUGAAACCUAUAAAACUUUUCAAGCUUAUAAUGCAUGACAUGUUUUAUAUCAUUAGAAUUUUGUCAAAUGAAAGACUUUUUACUACUGAUGUCAUGGUUCCAGCAGAAAACACAGCAAUCAACAUUAAGGCAUAAUUUUUAAGAAAGUAACAGGACCAAGGAACAUGCUGAUUUGGACUUUAUUACUUUGUCUGUUGUGGAAUGAGUCAGUUAAGUGUGUCUACAAGUUUGCCCUCAAAAGUUCUAGUUAUAUUCUGCAGGGGGAAAAACUAUAUUGUGUCACAUGUCUGAAUAUAACCUAGUAGAGAGUUUUUACAUUGUACCAUCCACCUUGUGCUACUCUGUCUUACUUGUCCAAUGUCAAACAGUCUUCUGGGAAAACCUGUGUCGAGUUGAUUAAGUUUAUUGCCUAGUCUGUAGCACACACGGCUUGUCUCAUAGUUUAAGCUGGCUCCACUCUACAGAAAGUCCUUGGUGGAUGUCCCGGGGUACUGGCAUCACCAAAAUGCUGGGGUCUCUACAACUGGCUGAAUCUUUACCAGUAGUAUCUCAUGGUCUCUCCUUAGGGACUCUAAUGCUGCCACAUAGUGCCAGGCCUCAACUUCUCUCCAUGAGCCCUUCUAUCUUGGGUUUCCACAGCAACUAAGUCUGUAACUUUACCAAUGGCCCUACCACACAGUACUAAGUCUCAGCUGCUCUCCAUGAACACUUCAUACCUUUAAAAUCAGUACCACCUGAGUGACUCUUAUACUACCAGCAUCAGGUAAGAGCAUCCCUGGAUGCCUCUGGGACAUAGCUUCUAUGUGCUGACCCAGAGGAAACAGUUCCAGAAGAUUUCACCUCUAUGAUGCCAGUCUCUUCUUAAUCACUACUGAUUUCUCAGCUUCAGUUGGCAAGUAUCAAUUGUCACAGAAAACAAAGGUUUUACAUUUGAACUCUGGUCUCUUACUAAUCACAGCCAAUUCUGUUGGCUAGUUCUGUUGUGAACUUGGUACAAGCCAGAGUCCUUUUUAGAAGAGGGAACCCCAAUUCAGAAAAUUUCCCUACCAGGUAAGCCUGUGGUGCACUUUCUUGAUUGAUGAUUGAUGUGGAACGGUUCAGCUCUCUAGGUGGUGCCACCACUGGGGUGGUAGCUCUGAGUGUGACAAGAACACACGGUGAGCAAGUCAGGAAACAGUACUCCCAAUGGCCUCUGCUUGUCUUGUUCCUGCCUCUGCUUCCUUCAGUGAUGGAUUAUGUGAUGUGGCAGUGUAAACUGAAAUAAACCCUUUCCUCCUCAA